GUCUACAAUAGCAGUCCCUGAGUUAGCAUGGUUGGAGACACGGUCCGUGUUUGGAGGAUAUUAUUCUUUAAGAACACUAACAGUGGUGCUGACCACCUCAGCGAGGCUAAUCACCACAGACUGCAAUGGCAGCAGCAGCAUCCACGAGACCACAUGAUGCGAUGGCCUGUACGAGUGAGGUGAUACCGGCGGAGAGACAGAACACAGAGUACAAUACUUUAAGUGUCGAGGCUGCCGCUGGUCCCACCGUUGCCACCCAGCGCAGUAGCGACAUGGUGUGUGGUGUGUGUUUUGAGGCGGUGCUUGAAAAGGACAAUCCGAGGGAGCGCCGAUUCGGAAUUCUGCCCAACUGUAGCCACUGUUAUUGCCUGGAGUGUAUCCGCACGUGGAGAACGGUGAAAUGUCACGAUAUCAAAACCGUUAAAUUGUGCCCGGAGUGCCGAACUAGAUCGCACUUCUUCAUCCCGAGUGAUCACUGGAUCGAAGAUGAAGAGGACAAGCUGAAACUGAUACAGACGUACAAAGAUUUCCUUGCGAGUAAACCGUGUCGAUUUUAUGAUCGAGGUCCUGGUACUUGCCACUUCGGCUCAAAGUGCUUCUACAAACACCACUGGCAGGAGGGAGUCCAGGAUGGAGUCCAGGAUGGAGUCCAGGAUGGAGUCCAGGAUGGAGUCCAGGCCCACAGUUUCCAGCCCCAGACUAUACAUCCCAUGUGGACGAUGGUGUGGACCGAGAACGGUUACACCUGGCGAAUGUCAUCUGAGACAGAACAACAGGACACCGGGUACCAUUUUUACCUGAAUCAAAUGUUGCUCAUGUUGAUGGCUGAUGACAAUUGA
Messenger RNA from Salvelinus namaycush (lake trout), 839 nucleotides. Its product is annotated as probable E3 ubiquitin-protein ligase makorin-1. Lineage: Eukaryota; Metazoa; Chordata; Actinopteri; Salmoniformes; Salmonidae. Gene Ontology annotation, biological process: protein polyubiquitination. Gene Ontology annotation, molecular function: ubiquitin protein ligase activity; metal ion binding. The record is from RefSeq and is a predicted model, not a curated record. Bases 126 to 839 code for a protein of 237 amino acids. The transcript has a single exon.